Molecule: messenger RNA, 774 nt
Organism: Rotaria socialis
Lineage: Eukaryota; Metazoa; Rotifera; Eurotatoria; Philodinida; Philodinidae
Source: the annotation of a GenBank genome assembly
AUGAGUGCUCCAAACGAUCUCAACGGUAGUUAUUUAUUAUCCGGUAAUCCGAUCGCCUUUCUUGCAUUUCGUACAUUCACAUUUACAUGUCAAGGCCAAAUAGUAAUUUAUUUGACAAACACAAAAAUCGCUCAUUAUAUGAAGAUUCCGCCUCGUAUUGUGUUUCCAAUAUUUCUUCUAUCAUCUGCUAUUACAAGCACAAUUCAGUAUGCAACAUCAAUAUAUCUUCUUCAACAUAUACCAAAUAUAUGUACAUCUGAAAAUUCCAUAUGGAGAUGUUUAAGUAUGCAAUACAGUCUUACAACGACUAUUAUAUUUAGUCUAACUGGAUCGUUCAAUAUGUCAUCACAAUAUUCAACAGCACUUUGGGGAUUUCUUGUAGGCGCCAUAUUACCGGUACUAAGCUGGUGGUUAUGUAAGAUGUAUCCUAACAUAAAAUGGUUUAAGUUUAUUCAUUUUCCCAUGUUUUUAAUGGCUCCAUGUAUGAUUCCACCUGCUCCAGCUGCAGAAUAUCCAUCAUGGUUUUUAGUUGGAUUCUUUUUUAAUUUUGUUCUAUAUCGUUAUGCGCAUAGUUGGUGGGAGAAAUAUGCAUGCAUAUUUUCGAUUGCAAUGAGUUGUGGUGUGGCUCUACGUGGAUUCACUAUAUUUUUUACUCUUCAACUCAAUGAUGUUGAUUUUCCUGAAUGGUGGGGUCUAGGAGGACCCAAUGGCGAUGGAUGUCCUUUAGAUCUUGCGAAUUAUUCCGGGUUUAUAGCAACAAAUCGAUAUUUCUGA